Molecule: messenger RNA, 3360 nt
Organism: Perognathus longimembris pacificus (Pacific pocket mouse)
Lineage: Eukaryota; Metazoa; Chordata; Mammalia; Rodentia; Heteromyidae
Gene: Usp10
Product: ubiquitin specific peptidase 10
Exons: 14
Coding region: 94-2484 (796 amino acids)
Biological process (GO): DNA damage response, signal transduction by p53 class mediator; regulation of autophagy; protein deubiquitination
Cellular component (GO): cytosol; nucleus; early endosome
Molecular function (GO): cysteine-type deubiquitinase activity; cysteine-type endopeptidase activity
Source: RefSeq, a predicted model, not a curated record
UGCGAGAGUGUGAGUGCGGCGAGAAGAUGGCGGCGGCGGGGGACGCGGCGUGAGGAGCCGGAGCCGUGCCGAGCCCCAUUGAGUCGGGCCGCCAUGGCCCUCCACAACCCGCAGUAUAUAUUUGGAGAUUUUAGCCCUGAUGAAUUCAAUCAGUUCUUCGUGACUCCUCGCUCCUCAGUUGAGCUCCCUCCGUACAGUGGGACAGCUCAGUGUGGCACACAGGCUGCAGAUGACUUACCUGAUGGGCAAGAAUAUCAAAGAAUUGAGUUUGGUGUUAAUGAAGUAAUUGAGCCCAGUGAUCCCCUGCCAAGAACAACCCCCAGCUACAGCAUUUCAAGCACACUGAAUCCUCAGGCCCCUGAGUUUAUUCUUGGCUGUACAGCUUCCAAAAAAACCCCUGCUGGCAUAGAUAAAGAUGCCAACUACAGUCCCAUUGACUGCCAGUACCCAGGCUCUGCCCUGGUUUUGGAUAGCAAUUCUAACGUGGAGGCAGAAGUCUUGGAAAGUGAUGUCGCAGGUGGCCUUGGACAAAGGGAGCGUAAAAAGAAGAAGAAGCGGCCACCUGGAUAUUAUAGCUACCUGAAAGACGGCGGCGAUGAGAGUAUUUCCCCAGAAGCCUUGGUCAAUGGCCACGCCAACUCCGCGGUUUCCAAUAGUGGCGGCAUGGAGGACACAGACUUCAUGGGGGAUGUGCUCCUGUCGGUUACGCCCAGGACUUGUAACAGCCCCCAGAACUCUAUGGACUUCAUGAGUGACGCUGUGCCUGGCAGUCCUUUCCCUGGAGCACUGGAUGGUGGCGAGGCCAGGACUGCAGGGCCACCCGAGGGCUGCCAUGGGACUGACCGUGAGCAGCCCUGCCUCCCUGCAGACAGCCUGCUAAGGACAGCAGUGGCACAGCCCUACCCUGGCCCCUGUACUACUGAGGACCUUCCAGUUGCUAAUGGACAAAUACUUGAAUCCUCGGGCGAGGGCACAGCUGCCAACGGGGUGGAGUUGCACACCAUAGAGAGCAUAGACUCGGACCCUGCUAAGCUUGGGAGCGCAACCCCUCCUGCCGAAAGCGCGGUUUCUGCGUCGGGCGCCAUUCCCAUUAGUCAGCCUGCCAAGUCCUGGGCCAGCCUCUUUCAUGAUUCUAAGCCCUCUUCCUCCUCGCCUAUGGCGUUUGUGGAAACUAAAUGUUCCCCUCCCGCCCCAUCUCCCCUGGUCUCUGAAAAGCAUAUUGAAGUCAAAGAAGGGCUCGUUCCAGUUUCAGAGGAUCCCGUAGCCAUAAAGAUUGCAGAGCUGUUGGAGAAUGUAACCCUAGUGCAUAAGCCCGUGUCGUUGCAACCUCGGGGGCUGAUCAAUAAAGGAAACUGGUGCUACAUUAAUGCUACACUGCAGGCCCUGGUUGCCUGCCCUCCGAUGUACCACCUGAUGAAGUUCAUCCCUCUGUACUCCAAAGUGCAAAGGCCUUGCACGUCCACGCCCAUGAUAGACAGCUUUGUUCGGCUAAUGAACGAGUUCACUAACAUGCCAGUGCCCCCCAAGCCCCGGCAAGCUCUUGGGGAUAAAAUCGUGAGGGAUAUCCGCCCUGGAGCUGCCUUUGAACCCACAUACAUUUAUAGACUCCUGACGGUGAUCAAGUCGAGUCUGUGUGAGAAGGGCCGGCAGGAGGAUGCCGAGGAGUAUUUAGGCUUCAUUCUCAAUGGACUUCACGAGGAGAUGCUGAGCCUGAAGAAGCUCCUCUCGCCCAACAGCGAAAAAGUGAGGAUUUCCAAUGGGCCCAGAAGCUACUUGGUCAAUGAGGAGGAGCAGGAAGAUCAAGGCGCAGGAAGUGAGGAUGAAUGGGAGCAGGUGGGUCCUAGGAAUAAGACCUCGGUCACCCGCCAGGCCGACUUCGUCCAGACACCAAUCACCGGCAUCUUUGGAGGACACAUCAGGUCUGUGGUUUACCAGCAGAGUUCAAAAGAAUCUGCCACUUUGCAGCCGUUUUUCACGCUGCAGUUGGACAUCCAGUCUGACAAGAUCCGCACUGUCCAGGACGCACUGGAAAGCUUGGUGGCCAGAGAGGCUGUCCAAGGCUACACCACGAAAACCAAGCAGGAGGUGGAGAUCAGCCGGAGGGUGACUCUGGAAAAGCUGCCUCCUGUCCUCGUGCUGCACCUCAAGCGAUUCGUCUACGAGAAGACUGGCGGCUGCCAGAAGCUGGUCAAGAAUAUCGACUAUCCCGUGGACUUGGAGAUCAGCAAAGAACUGCUUUCUCCAGGGGUUAAGAAUAAGAAUUUUAAAUGCCACAGGACGUAUAGGCUAUUUGCGGUGGUCUAUCACCAUGGCAACAGUGCCACAGGUGGCCAUUACACUACGGACGUCUUCCAGAUCGGGCUCAACGGCUGGCUGCGUAUCGAUGACCAGAUGGUCAAGGUGAUUAACCAGUACCAGGUGGUGAAGCCGACUGCUGAACGCACAGCCUACCUCCUGUAUUACCGCCGCGUGGACCUGCUGUGACCCCUGUGUGUGUGUGUAUGUGUGUGUGCGCACGCGUGUGUGUGCGUGUUUGUGUGUGUGUCGUGUGCCUGAUGCCGCUUUGUAGGCCGUUAACUCUCACUAACUUCCUGCCUCUCGUAGUGGCUCCUUAGAGAGAAACUUUCUCCCUCUUGCAGAAUUGGGCUAGAAUGAAGAGGAGAUGCUUGGGUUUGUGCAGCCUAGUUUAUGUUGCCCUCCACCUUCCAAAUCAAAAUCAUUUGGUUUAAACAGACUGUCUCUUGAUUUAAGAAAAUCCACAACAACUUGUUGUACUUGUGAAUAACGCCGAUUCCUGAGAUAAAGGAACCCGCAUUUGAUCCCAGUUUAAUUGCUUAGUAGAAUAAGCCCUGCACCAGCAACACUUGUAAAUUUGUGAAAAUGAAUUUUAUCUUUCCUUAAGAAAUUAAAUUUUUUAAUCCAUUACACUUCCUUCCCCUACCCUUUAGUUUUUGAUAAAUGAUAAAAAUGAGCCAGUUAUCAGAGAAGAAAUAGUUCUUACUCCAAACAGAAAAUAGACAAAACAGAAGCCCCCUUUUCAGCCCCCGCCCCCCCCCCCCCCCCAGGAGAAGUGUCGUAAGGACUGCAGUGAGACUUGCUCCCGCACCUGCGCAGAUGAGGUACUUGGAGGCUAAGCUGUUAGGCCCGGUAGAUGGGUGAUGGGAACGUGAUUGCCACCGGAAGGCUUGGGCUGCACUCCUGCCGCUGUGCUCCGUGCCCGCAGGCCCAGUGCCGAGGGCUGGCCUCUCCCGAGUCUGCUGUCCCCCCGACGCCGCGUCCCCCCUCGUGCCCAGUGUAGUGAUGCCUAGGAACUAAAAGUUAUCACCCAUCAAUAAAAAUCACAAAGUUGGUUUAAAGCUG